Molecule: messenger RNA, 828 nt
Organism: Metarhizium brunneum ARSEF 3297
Lineage: Eukaryota; Fungi; Ascomycota; Sordariomycetes; Hypocreales; Clavicipitaceae
Source: RefSeq, a predicted model, not a curated record
AUGGCUGGCAAAGUUACUACUAUGCUAGUUCUCGCGUUAUCUGCUAUUUCAACAUUAGCAGCUAUGGACAAGAGAAUUGUUGGCGGAGAUAGGGCCAAGCUUGGUGAAUUUCCGUUCAUGGUUUCUCUUGAGGGACCUCGUAUGCCUUUGUGUGGUGGUAUUUUAUUGAAUAGUGAUACUGUUCUGACUGCCGCUCAUUGCCGUCACAUGACUCUUGUAACGGCAGGAGCAGUAAAUAGGACAAACGGUGGAGGAGUCAAAGUCAAAGUCGCAUCUAUAAAGCAGCAUCCUGACUAUCGUCUUAAUCCCACAAAGGUCGGUCAAACCGGCCCUGAUUUUGCGAUCAAUGAUAUUGCUAUUGUAAAAUUAGCAACCCCAAUUCAGGAGAGCAAGACAAUACGCUAUGCAAGAUUACCUGAAGAUGGCUUUGAUCCGGCACCUAAUUCUACUGCAAUAGCUAUAGGCUGGGGUGUAAAUUGGUCGGAUUAUCGGUAUUCGAGUGCGAAGCCAAUCAAUGAACUUUUGAAAGUUAGUCUCGACAUCCAUAAACGUGAGAAAUGUGCAGAGUUGGAAAUUGGCGCAGCUGGUAGAGAUACAAUAGUAUGCGCUGGUGGAAAUGGUACGAGUACCUGUGUUUACGAUGAUGGCGGCCCUCUUAUCGAUCCGAAAACAGAACAGGUAGUUGGUAUUACUUCAUGGAUGAUACGAGAUGAAAGGCACUUUAAACAUUGCAACAACUCUCCUGGAGUAUUUACUAGAGUUGGUAGUUAUGUGGGCUGGAUUAACGAGAAUAGUGCAACGGCAGGGGGUAACGGGCUGAGCCGUUGA